GUCUAAAUGUUUUUCAACGAGCAAAAUAUUAUAUCUCCAUAAAGUCAAAAUUUUUCCAGCUAAUCUGUUUUUAUUGCACAUAAAACCAUUCUAACGAGUAAUGAACACGUAUUGGAUUUGUUCCGAAUUUAUUCGCUAGGAUCAUUGUCAUCACUUUCACUUUUCACGCGUUUUAGUGGUUCUAGUGUGUAUACGCUGCAACAAUCCGCAGUCGCCAUGGAUGACACCAUGUCGACUGUAACGAAAAUGACCCGCACGGUUAAGAAACUGGAGGUGCCCAGACCAUUGAAAUCGACGACCAGUUCUGCUCAUAACCGCAACUCUGUAUUAGAUGUCAAAAUAAAUUCUGUGGAUGAUCUAAUAGUGUUGACGGAAGCAGUAGCAUAUGAAAUGAUGCAGGGCAAUUAUGAUCGUGCGCUUCAAAGUAAUGUUUCUACCAUGUAUUCUAACUUAAAGCUUUAUGGGGCGCAGCUCGAAGCACUCUACAAAGAUUUCCUUGACAGAUAUUUUGUUGUGUUCCGCAAUGGUUCGCAGGACGAACGCUUGGACAAGAAAACAAGGCUACAUCUUCUUGAAUUGAUUGAGCUGCGCGCUAAGCAUUGGCAGACUUCAGACUAUAUGAGUCAGUAUUACAGACACCGUGGCACACAUGCAGAGCCACUACUGGUGCCGACGAUGGAAGGCGCGGGCGGGUCCGUGUCUCCGACGCUGGCUACGCCGCCCGAGCCGCCCGCGCUGCUGCAGCCGGGGGAGGUCAUCAAGCCCUCCGGCAAGUUCCCCAAACCCACCAAGAUCCCUGGCAAGAACUACUCUAAGGACGAGGUUGUUAUUCGAAAUGCUGAUUCUGGAAAAGUGAUGGGUAUCAAGGGCAGGCGGGUGCACAUGAUCGAGGAGCUAAGCGACACGAUCAUAUCGUUUCAGCGAGUGAGCCCUGGGGCUAAGGAGCGCCUCGUCCAAAUCACCGGACCCAACGAGGAAAAUGUCAAUCACGCGAAGCAUCUGAUCGGCGACACGAUCCGGCGCAACGCGUCGCCGGUGCGGCUGGAGGGCGCGCUGGAGCCCGGCGCCGCCGCCGACGACAACGGCGAGGAAGCUGACGACGAGCCGCGCGCCAGGGAGAAAUCGCCUCACAACAACCGAGCUUUACUUCAUAGUUUUUCAACGAACGACGCAGCGUUAGGAGAAUACAAAUAUACUGUGACUUUUGGUCCACAUUCCAUCAAAAUCACGGGACAGAAUCUGGAUCUCGUCAAGACCGCGAAGCUGGUGCUGGACGAGUACUUCGAGAGCGCGGGCGCGCUGGAGGCGUGGGGCGCGGGCUCGGGCGACUUCUUCACGCUGUCGCAGCGCCCGCAGGCCGCGCUGCUGCUGCGCACCGACCCCGAGCUCAACGGCGACCACGACGACGACGUCUUCGCGCCCGCCCAGCCCACGUCGCAGGACGAAGCCGCGGCCGACGACGCCGUGCCGCGCCGCCCGCGGUUCUCGCGCGCCGCCUCCACCGACAAGAACCAAGGGCCGGGCGGCUCGACGGCCGCGCCGGGCUCGCGGCAGACGUACACGUACGAGACGCUGGUGCAGUACGCGGACUCGCCGCUGAGCAAGCUGCCGCCGGCCGGGCUGGCGCUGUUCCCGCCGGAGCUGGCGCGCAAGAGCUGCCUGGAGUUCGACAGCGCCAGCUACCUAAAGAAGGUGCGCGCCGCGGCGGGGACCACCGUGGCCGCCAUGGACGCGCCCGACUCUCCUGAGCCGGAGUAACCUCCACGUCGGUCUAGUCUAGCAGCUCGCCCAAGCCUCACGACACAUCGCCAUUUUCUUGAUUACAAUAUUCUAUAUUCACAUUGACUAACACAUUCUUACUCACGUGGUACGGGACUAACACAUUCUUACUCGGGUUCUACAAGUAGCUAUAUUGAAUCGUACUUUAAAAAUCAAUAGAGUACAUACCUACUCAAGUCAAUGUUUAGUUUAUUUGCGACCCGAGCACCAUAUCGGAUACAUAUUAUGAAAAUAAGCUGAGCGCGUCCAUAUUACUCUUACUUUGUCUCGACUGAAAGCUGGCUGCUAAAAGUUAGAAUACUCAAAAAAAACUCGCAAUGGGCAGCUGUGAGGCACGAAUAGACAGAAACAUUAGGUAUAGGAUUGAGAAAGUAUAUAAAGUGUAAACAUGUUAACCCAUUUAGAACUACUGACUGCCACUUUCACUAGAUGCACAUUGCCAGCGUUAGUCUUCUUUUUAUGCACUUUAGGUGCACACAUUAUUACUAAAAGUAUUGACACGCCAAAUUAGAGGGUAUAGGUAUUUAUUUUUCCUUAACUAGUAUUUACCUCAUAUUAUUAAACUUGUUUUAAGAAUGCUUUGAACUAAGUUUUGGACACUCAGGCCAGAACGUUGUUCACAGCCAUAGUUGAUCUCCUGAGAGUAUUUUUUUUUAUAAAAAUGGGCGCCUCCAAGGGAGGAUAGCCUAGCUCAUUUUUAUUGUUUAUUCAGAGAAGAAAUUUCAAAGGUUGCUAAUCUCUUCACGAAAAGUUCAGUGAUCGCAUAUGUGAAUCAGUAAAGAAGUCUGUUAAAAAUGCUACUGUCUCGUUUGACGGAUGAAAAAGAGGACGCCAUUGCUAUGUGUUUCACUAGAUGGCGUCACUGACAGGUUGAGUGUUGAACUGUUGACCUCGAUCGCGAUCAAUUUUGAAACUACUCAGGAGGCAAUAAUUUGUGGUGAUUAGCAAUCAUUUAUUUACUCGUCUCUGGUCCAUUAUAUCAUUUACAAAAUUCUGAAGGAUAAUGUUUCACUGACUCAAAAUAUUGACCACUCCCUAAAACUCCUAAUAGACCGUGUAUUUCGUAUGAAUCAUAAUCAUAUCGUUUUCAUUCGAACUUGCGUCACGUGAUAUGUACAUUCAGGAACAGACGGCAAAUGGACUGCGUCAACUGUCUUAAGACUCUUAAGGUACCUAUACUGUUUUUGAUAUCUCCCUUCUUGCUUUCUGCUACUUUUUCCUGACUGUACCUACCAAAUAAUGACGCAAGCAUUGUUUUCCAAUCGCCAUCAUUAGUUUUAUUAUCUUAACUGUUCUGAAAUGUUGGGUGUACAGCGAGUUGCGAAAUUACAUGGACAUUAUUGAUUAAUGAAUUCAUUCCUAAAGUAAUUUUGUGGUUAAGUGUACAUCAUCAAGAAGCUAUUUGUUCUGUUUUAACCCUUUUCUAGGCUGCAAUAACCUAGAGCAAGUUUAUCCGAAAAAUACAAAUUUGUUGGACCUAUAAGCUUUGAUGAUUUAAUUUAAGUAGGUCACAUUUUUGCUCUGAAAUUACAGACCUAGAAAGCGGUUAAACAAUGACGUUAAUCGAAGAGGAUGAGUGGUGAUAACGAGGCGAAUAGUAUACAUUUCAGGCUAGUUUACACUGUAUCUUUUGUAUGAGUCCAUUUUAUUUACUUUUGUAUAUAUUGACUGUAACGGGCCGCGGUCCGGAUGUCAGAGUGAUUCCAUUUACUAUAAGACGAAUGCAUGCAUUUCUUUUGAGUGUCUGUGUGAUCAUUUUCAGACUUUGUAAUUAGUGUCUAGUCUCGACGAGUAGUUUUAUCGAUUCUCACUAUUUCGUAAGUGCUAUAUCUUGAAGAAAGCCUGGCAAUUCAUUAUUAUUAUAAAUAUGUAUUAUAUUAAAUGACUGUUGAAGUUGGUAGAAAAAUAACGUUAAUAAAAUAUUUUUAGGUGUAGAUUUAUUUUUAACAAUUAGAACUAUUGUAAUUGCUGUGCACUAAACCAAAUAAUUGUUGAUUUCGUAAAUCAAUUUAAACUAACAUGUUUAUUACUUAUUGGAGUCUAUUUAUUGUUAUAGUAAUUGGCAGGCUUUCUUUUUACAUACCAGUUUUAUUUAUUUCGGUUGUCUAAAGAAAAAAGAUUAUAUUGUAGAAAGACUGUUAAUAACAAUCAUUUUAUAAAAUUUUUUUAGCUCGACAAAUAAUGGGUUGUAACGAGUUAUUUUUAUUUACACGUUGACGGUAUCCCUCGGGAGUCCUCAAAUGCAAUUGCACAGAUGUAUUGCGAUAUUGUAAUAAAUCAAUAGAACCUUUAUAAUAAUUUACAAUAUACUCGGUGCUUUGAAGAAGUAUUGUCACUUCAAGGGGCAACUGGUUACUUACUUGUAUCUACAUAUUCUAUUCACCUCAUAUAAAAUAUUUACACUGUUUUUUUUAUGAAACAAGGCAAAGCGUUAUAUUAUGUAAAAUAUUACUAAAUUUUCUAAUAAA
Leguminivora glycinivorella is the source of this 4247-nucleotide messenger RNA. RefSeq names its product eukaryotic translation initiation factor 4E-binding protein Mextli (gene mxt). The coding region runs from base 217 to 1758 and encodes 513 amino acids. Gene Ontology annotation, cellular component: cytoplasm; RNA cap binding complex. NCBI's taxonomy places the organism in Eukaryota, Metazoa, Arthropoda, Insecta, Lepidoptera, Tortricidae. Gene Ontology annotation, molecular function: eukaryotic initiation factor 4E binding; RNA binding; translation initiation factor activity. The transcript has 13 exons. Gene Ontology annotation, biological process: positive regulation of translation; regulation of formation of translation initiation ternary complex. The record is from RefSeq and is a predicted model, not a curated record.